Molecule: messenger RNA, 2666 nt
Organism: Betta splendens (Siamese fighting fish)
Lineage: Eukaryota; Metazoa; Chordata; Actinopteri; Anabantiformes; Osphronemidae
Exons: 6
Coding region: 1347-1943 (198 amino acids)
Source: RefSeq, a predicted model, not a curated record
GGCGGCGAUCGCUAGUUUGUAUCGGCGGAGCAGCUUCUGCACUCGAGCGCUGGCCACCAUUUUUCCGACUCCGGCUGACGGCGAGCGCGUGCACGGCGCACGUAGAGCCGAGAUUGUGGGCGCGCGUGCACGCAACCCCAGUACAUGGUUGAUAUGAAACGCCCUGUUAGUGUCUCUGCACUGCAACGUAGCGGGAACAAGGAAUUAAAGGUAACAGGGGCGCUUCUGGAAGAACUGAGGCCCUGGGCGAGACGUGGGGCCCCUGGUGGAUAAAUGAACCCUUAUAUCUAACUAUCACAUGCGUACGACAAACUUACAAAUCUCAUUAUUACACAAUAAAGCUGCCUAUUUUCCCAUUUUUAAGAAUGAGAAGGUAUAUCAGCUGUUUCAGCCUGAUGUGGGUCAUUUCAUGCCUGUCUUCUAUUGUUACUAUAUUGAUACUGGGUAUGCGCUGUUCAUAUCAGCUCUGGUCUCUACCUCACGUGAAAAGUCGACCCACAACACAUUUCUCAUUUCAAGACAAUUCCGACAAAACCAGACAUCUGUGCACAGGGUGCGUUUGUACGACAUGUUUAUUAUUUAUUUAUUUAUUAUUGUUCAUUCAAAGUAAACAGUGACAUUUCAGACAUAAAUGGAAACACGUCAGCUUUUGUUUUUGUAUGUUUAUAAACAAGUCCAAUCUGUUCCUAUUCUGUUGUUAUAACCGAAUUCAUUACAAAUUUUACCCCAAACCUUUUGUUGGGCCUCUCACGGUUCCCAUCCAUGAAUACCAAUAGAAAUCAUCUCCGGACCCCCCCCCCAGUCUCCGAGGUAACGGGACUUUAGUUGAGGCAUCCAGUGUGUUAACCGACCGGUCGGAAUGCUAUUAAUUAGACGGCGGAGUAUGAAGCAGCAGUUGACAACUUUUUUGUAUACAUCAGUUAUCUUUAAAUUUUCAGGAAUGUCGACUCUACAAAAUAAAAUACGCACGGAUGACUAUUUCCUCGCCCAUCUCUCGCAUUUUUUCUGAGUGAAUCAAAUAAAGGGAGUCCAUGCCUCGUGUGCGCAUUAAGCGACGGCCUCGUCGUGCUGAUCCAUAAACCCGCUGUCGUCCAGCUCACGUCACGCGGUCCGUGGAGCGCGUCACGCGUCUCCACGGACUCACACACUGCGAGGUGUGUUUAUCGACCGGAGAGAGUUGGAGGCGCGACUCGACGAGCGCAUGUGGACUCUCGCCUGCGCAGACAAUGAUAAGGAGCCACAGAACGGACCCCUGUCGCUUUUCUCCACAUAUAAACCAGCGAGAGCUUUAAUGCGGAGGCUGGUGAGGAUUUCCGACGCGAGCAUUGAGAGUUUGCGCAUGAGAAAUGUCCGCAAUUGCGAGUCCGACCCUUCCAACCUCGCUGUUGUCAUCGUAUCAGUUAACAGUGAUCGCUGCUUCUGUUUCUUCCCUGGUGUUCUUUGUUGUUAUUGUGCUGGUUCUGUCCAUUAUCUACCGCAAGGAUCCGGUGUGCUGCAGACCCUGCUCCUAUCAGGGCCCACGCGCUGACACGGAUGCUCCUCCUCAGUACUACAGCAGCAGGCAGACGCUGGUGGCAGCUCCGUGUCUGGAGCCUCAGACGACCCUCGCGUCCAGCGCCGUGAGCGGCGGCGCUCAGCGGGCGGAUCAGCUGUUCUUCGUGGGCCCGGCCUCCAGCUACGGCCUCGCGGCGCUGGACGCCCCCCUGCCGAGGCUGCCGUCCUACGAGAGCGUGCGCAAGAAGGACCGCCAGAGGCACAUCCACAUGAUGAUCGCCCACCGCUUCGGCCUCAAUGGGCCCAUUGUCACAGAGCCUCCACCCACAUAUGAGGAGAGCAUCCGUCAGUCCAUGGUGCUGCCGUACAACAUCCUGUCCUCAGGUCUGGAAACCGGGCCUGGAUCUGAGGUCCACACCGACGCCCACAGCAGCGUUCUGCCCGUGUGAAGCUGGGCUCCAGUCUGGAGCGAGGGAACGCAGCAGCUUUCACACACCAGGGAACCAACACGGACUCAUGCAGAUACCUCAAGGCCGACGAUGCUGAAGGAGCCGGAAACGCCUGAAUGUGGAAAAGCACGGACAUGAACGUUGCGUGAGGUGGCUGGUACAUCUUCAGACGGACACGGAAGUGAAAUAUACCAAAAAGGGACUCAUCGCUGCUUUUAUUCCUUUGUCAGUGAACAGUCUGUUCUUCCUUGUUAUUGUUUUGCUCUGUUAAACCACAAACCUCACGGUUGGUUUGAUUUUAUCAGAAACCUGAUGCUGAGGAGAUAAACGCCGCUGAGGCUGAGCCAGAGAUAAUGAAUACGGUGCUAAUGACAAUGUCUUUCUGAGUCAGAACUUACGUGAAGGAUUCACUAAAUACUUUUUAAACACUUUGCGUCAUUUUGUUUCCUUCUGGUGAUUUGUGAUUUUCUGACCAACUAUCUUUUAAUGAGUUUGUGCUUUUACUUAUUAUUACUUUAUUAAAUGCUCCAGUUCCCUUAUCGAGUUAAUGUGAAAUGAAAAACAAUGAGACAUUUCAUACUCGUGUUUUUUGUCUUGUACUAUAUUUAUUGGAGAAAACUGAGUGACGCCUCAUUUUUUGUAUUGUGAAACAGACAUAAUAAAAAGCUUUUGUUAUAACUGCAGCUGAUGAGUCAGUUCAGGCAGACAACCUUUCCCUUUGUG